Molecule: messenger RNA, 699 nt
Organism: Candida tropicalis MYA-3404
Lineage: Eukaryota; Fungi; Ascomycota; Pichiomycetes; Serinales; Debaryomycetaceae
Exons: 1
Coding region: 1-699 (232 amino acids)
Cellular component (GO): nucleus
Source: RefSeq, a predicted model, not a curated record
AUGUCUUGUGAAGACGAACAUUAUCACGGACAUUCCCAUAAUCACAAUCAUAACCAUGAUGAUAACGAUCAUAUUGCCCCAAUUCCCACAUCAUCUUCACAAUCAUUAAAUUCCAAAAUUGACACCACUAAAGUUACGGCAUUAAAUCUUGCAAACCCCAGUGAUGAACUUGCCAAAUUAUUCAAAGAUUCAAAUACGAAAUAUCAAGUUAAACCAGUGAUUAAAUCUGAUUGUGAUGAACAAUUGAUUAUAAAUAUACCAUUUCUUAACGGUAGUGUGAAAUUAUAUUCUAUUAUUUUACGUACUAAUGGGGAUAUAUAUUGUCCUAGAACAAUUAAACUUUUUAAAAAUGAUAAAACUAUUGAUUUUGAUAAUGUUGAUCAAAAGAAACCAGUUCAGGUGAUAACACAUCCACAAAUUGGGGUAGCUAAUGAUGAUGAUUUACCAGAAAUUUUGCAAUCAGAUGAUGAUUUCGUGGAACAUUUUGUGUCGAGACAUAAAUUUACAGGAGUACAGACUUUAACUUUGUUUAUUGAGAAUAUCUAUGAUGAAGGUGAAGAAGAAUGUCAUUUACAUUCAAUUGAAUUAAGAGGUGAAUUUACUGAAUUGAAUAAAGAUCCAAUAAUUACAUUAUAUGAACUGGCUGCUAAUCCUGCCGAUCAUAAGAAUAUAACCGUUGUAGAACAACACUUGGCUUAA